Suncus etruscus (white-toothed pygmy shrew) is the source of this 1489-nucleotide messenger RNA. It is a transcript of the gene PGF, whose product is annotated as placental growth factor. Gene Ontology annotation, biological process: sprouting angiogenesis; response to hypoxia; vascular endothelial growth factor receptor signaling pathway. Gene Ontology annotation, cellular component: membrane. Gene Ontology annotation, molecular function: chemoattractant activity; growth factor activity; vascular endothelial growth factor receptor binding. Lineage: Eukaryota; Metazoa; Chordata; Mammalia; Eulipotyphla; Soricidae. The record is from RefSeq and is a predicted model, not a curated record. The transcript is spliced from 6 exons. The coding region runs from base 268 to 810 and encodes 180 amino acids.
AGAACUGCAUCUUCACUCAUCAGCCACGAGAGGACCCGAGGUCGCACUAGGGGUCCCCAAGAGCCUCUGCCUCUGCAAACAGUCGCUGAGCUCCGCACAGCACCGCUUCCACGCUGCCCGCCUUCUGCAACCGCCCCGGCCACCACCUUACCUACCCUGCCGGCACCCCAUUUCCCCGUGGCUUGCAGAGGAUGCUCUAGCCCCUCCAGGGGUGUCCAGGGCAGCAGUGAGGAGCGUCUCCGUUCCCCAUCCUAUCAAGUUCCACAGAUGCCAGCUUCUCCCCCAGGAGGACGAGCAUGGUGGUCUCCCUCCCGAGCCCCCUGGUUUGCGACGACUAAGAAGAUGCUUGCCAUGAGGUUUUUCACUUGCUUCUUACAGCUUCUGGCUGGGCUGGCUCUGCCCCAACAGGUGUCGACACUGUCUGCUGGGAACAGCUCAUCCGAAGUGGUUCCCUUCCAAGAAGUGUGGAGCCGAAGCUACUGCCAGGCGAUGGAGAAGCUGGUGGACGUGGCGGGGGAAUUCCCUGACGUGGUGGAGUACAUCUUCAGCCCAUCCUGCGUGCCCUUGCAGCGCUGCACAGGCUGCUGUGGUGAUGAAAGCCUGAGCUGCCUGCCUGUGACCAAGAAAAACAUCACCAUGCAGCUGCUGAGGUUCCGGUCUGGGGAACAGCCUUCAUACGUGGAGAUGACCUUCACCCAGCAUGCCAGCUGUGAAUGCAGGAGGAGAACCAAGGUCAGAGGGAAGAGGAAGAGAGAAAAGCUGAGACCCACAGAAUGUCACCUAUGUGGCAAGACUGUUCCUGAGAGGUAACCGGCCCCCGGAGGAGACCCUGCCCCGGCCCGAGUAUUUAUUACCGUCACACUCAGUUACUCCCUGCCGCCACCUGCCUCUAUUUAUUAGCCAAUUGUACCCUGCUGACAGGCCCGCUCCUCCCAGGGACGGCCAGGGAGGGCCAGACCCUCAGGAAUCCAGUGCCUUACACACUACAUGAGAGAAGACGGCGGGUGCCAACAAAAUGUGCCCUUUGGCUUGGCAUGAAGCCGGACUUGUGGCUUGUUGAGGUUGCAAGCCAGGACCCCAUGGCCUUGGUGGUCUCCAGGAACCUGGAGAGAACAGGAGAGGGGGACAUUUGCUUUGGAGCUCCUGGACAAUGGGGUUGGUGGAUGGAGACAUCUGCUCUGACCAUCAGCUCCCAGUUGGGCAAAGGACAGGUAGGGGCACAGUCUGGCAUCACCCGCUCCUGGCAGCAGCUCUGUGCCCUGGAGACCAGAGUGUUCAGCUCCGGAGAACAGUGGUUGCCCAGGGCCUACUGCUGUUCCUUCCUGAUCCCCUCAGCCCCUCUCAUCGCUUGCCAUGGUUUUCUGUGGCCAAGGCAUCCCCGCCACCCUCUCAGGGACACGGGCAGAAAAGUGGCCCACGUGGACAGGAGCAGCCCCAAGGCAGGGACUGCCCAGCCAAAUUCUCUUGAAUAAAGUAUUCUAGUCUGUAA